CGAAAAUGAACAUUCCAAAACAAAAUGUCACUUCUUUGACUCACGUUCGCCAUCUUGUUAAGAUUGAGGGCACUUUAUCUCAAAAAAUCCUAGUUGUGAAAGUUCUCAGACCAUCUGAAAGUGUGAUAAAAUUAGAAGACAGUUAAAUAUAUGUUUCAAGUUCAAUAUUUUUCUAGUAGUCUGACGAACAAGUGAUAUAUCUAAAUUUCGUUGUUUGUUUUGAUCAGUCAACGGUAAUUUCGAGCAAUGGCGUGUGCAACUUUGAAGAGAUCUUUGGAUUUGGACUGGGAGCCUGUCUCUGCCAAGAGGAGAAGAUGUGCCCAAUUUUGUACCAGUCCGACACAUUCUAAUACCCCAUGUAGUUCAAAUUCAGCUGCAGCUUCAACGCCGAAGCAGGCCUCCGUUUUUCCCGACGUAAUGGGCAGAAAGCUAACGCCAGAAUACAUGGCGGAAAGUAUCAAAGCUGAGCUCAGGAAAAUUCAAAGACGCAGAGAAAUGAAAUAUGGAAAUAUGGAUUGUUCAGACUGCAGUUCUGGAGGAGAAUCUCCGUCUCGCUCUGAUAUACCUCUCUUUACUUUUAAGCAGGUUGGAAUGAUUUGUGAGCAUAUGCUUAGAGAAAGAGAAUCUGAAAUUAGACAGGAAUACGACAAUGUCUUAGCUGCCAAGCUUUCAGAACAAUAUGAUGCCUUUGUUAGGUUCACUUAUGAUCAGAUUCAUAGGAGUUAUGAUUCUGCUCCAAGCUAUUUAUCGUAAAACUGACAUGUCGCCGCAGCGAAUGUUUUGUUCAUAAUUAUCAUCUAGCUAUGGAUAACUAUUUAAGGACCGUUUAUUACAAUUAUAUAAGAAGUCGUACAUCAGUGUGAGAUGCCUUAGAUCAUAAUCAUAUUUGCUCUUACGCACUACUCGAUUUGUAUAUAUAUAGUACAUAAUAUAUGAUUAAUAUUAUAUAUAACCUAACUGUCACAUCAUAUAUUUUUUAUGAUAUCACUUUGUUUUCAUCAGAAUCGAUACACCAAAACUUGAAAUGUUAUAAUUAUUCAAAUUUAUGUACAUAUGUUUUAAUAUGCCUUAACAACUUAUUUUUUAAUGAAGCCUAUUUUAUCAUGAUCCUCUCAUUGUUUCUUGGUACCUCUAGGCCUUGAAAAAAAUAUAUUAUUCCAUAUGACUUUAAAUAUAACGGUUAUUGACUUGAAAUGUAUGUAGAUAAGACGGUCUGCCAUGUAAGUGUAUCUGAUUCUCUAGUUACUGAUGAUUCAUUCAAUUCCAGAUUGAAAAAUCAUUCUUUCUCGAUAAAUAUUAAGGAUUUUUGUUAAUGUCUUACGCAUACGUUGUUCGAUAGAUUUCAUCUAUUUUUGCUAGAAUUAUAGACUGAGAGAUCUUGAUGCGGUUGAUGUAAUCAAGUUCAAAUGAAAGAAAUCGAAAUUUUUAUGCGAGUAUUAUGGAUUAUCAAUGAAAUCUAACGUGCAUCUUAGUUUUGUUGCUAGUGACGGAUUCGAUAAAUUAAGGAACAAUUUUUGUUCCUCAAAUACUCUUUUCAGAUGGAUUUUACCUCGAAGAAUAACUUCAUGAAUUUCAUAUAGUGAACAUUAAGUUAAGGAAAUAUUUUUGAUUGUAAGUUUGGUGGAAAAAAUAUUAGAAAUUAAAAAAAAAAAGUAUGUUAUAAGUUGGAUUUCCAAAUGGACUUGGUGAAUUGGAAUUGAAUGUUUGAAUCCUUCUCGAAGGAUUUUUCUACUUACCAUUAUUUCUGAAGAUUCAGUGGUUAAUUACCCUUUCUGUUAGGGAUCCUUUUUUGUUUUUUUUAUUAUUAAUAUUUAAUAUGUAAAGUACUAAAGUAGUAGUUUCGGAUUAUAAUUUCCAAUAAAAAAUAAACUGUUGAAUGGUU
Molecule: messenger RNA, 1882 nt
Organism: Coccinella septempunctata (seven-spotted ladybird)
Lineage: Eukaryota; Metazoa; Arthropoda; Insecta; Coleoptera; Coccinellidae
Product: akirin
Exons: 4
Coding region: 247-753 (168 amino acids)
Biological process (GO): positive regulation of transcription by RNA polymerase II; positive regulation of innate immune response
Cellular component (GO): nucleus; chromatin
Molecular function (GO): transcription coregulator activity
Source: RefSeq, a predicted model, not a curated record